This is a messenger RNA of Caretta caretta (loggerhead turtle), 2179 nucleotides long. Lineage: Eukaryota; Metazoa; Chordata; Testudines; Cheloniidae. The record is from RefSeq and is a predicted model, not a curated record.
AUGGCUGACCAGGGAUGGGCUGUGGCAGUCAGUGAGUGUGGGCCCGUCUACCGGGCCCAGGGGGCUGGCCUGCCUCACCCCAGUCAGCCCUCUGACCCACCUCCUGGCAGCAGCUGUGCACCAGAGCUCCCGAGACAGGCCCCUGAACAUUGCUCGCUACAUCGUGUGCUUCAGCCACCAGGGAGCUCUGGGGCCACAGCGAGCCGUCCCGUCAGCGAGAGCCCGGCUUCUUCACUGGGCCCCGGGGAGCCGUCCCGUCAGCGAGAGCCCGGCUUGUUCACUGGGCCCCGGGGAGCCGUCCCGUCAGCGAGAGCCCGGCUUGUUCACUGGGCCCCGGGGAGCCGUCCCGUCAGCGAGAGCCCGGCUUCUUCACUGGGCCCCAGGGCCCUGGCGAGCCGUCCCGUCAGCGAGAGCCCGGCUUGUUCUCUGGGCCCCGGGGAGCCGUCCCGUCAGCGAGAGCCCAGCUUGUUCUCUGGGGCCCUGGGCCCUGGGGAGCCGUCCCGUCAGCGAGAGCCCGGCUUGUUCUCUGGGCCCCGGGGAGCCAUCCCAUCAGCGAGAGCCCGGCUUGUUCUCUGGGGCCCUGGGCCCUGGGGAGCCGUCCCGUCAGCGAGAGCCCGGCUUGUUCUCUGGGCCCCGGGGAGCCAUCCCGUCAGCGAGAGCCCGGCUUGUUCACUGGGCCCCAGGGCCCUGGCGAGCCAUCCCGUCAGCGAGAGCCCGGCUUGUUCACUGGGCCCCGGGGAGCCAUCCCGUCAGCGAGAGCCCGGCUUGUUCUCUGGGGCCCUGGGCCCUGGGGAGCCAUCCCGUCAGCGAGAGCCCGGCUUGUUCUCUGGGCCCCGGGGAGCCAUCCCGUCAGCGAGAGCCCGGCUUGUUCACUGGGCCCCAGGGCCCUGGGGAGCCGUCCCGUCAGCGAGAGCCCGGCUUGUUCUCUGGGCCCCGGGGAGCCAUCCCGUCAGCGAGAGCCCGGCUUCUUCACUGGGCCCCGGGGCCCUGGGGAGCCGUCCCGUCAGCGAGAGCCCGGCUUGUUCUCUGGGCCCCGGGGCCCUGGCAAGCCAUCCCGUCAGCGAGAGCCCGGCUUGUUCUCUGGGCCCUGGGCCCUGGGGAGCCAUCCCGUCAGCGAGAGCCCGGCUUGUUCUCUGGGCCCUGGCGAGCCGUCCCAUCAGCGAGAGCCCGGCUUGUUCUCUGGGCCCCGGGGCCCUGGCGAGCCAUCCCGUCAGCGAGAGCCCGGCUUGUUCUCUGGGCCCCGGGGAGCCGUCCCGUCAGCGAGAGCCCGGCUUGUUCACUGGGCCCCAGGGAGCCAUCCCGUCAGCGAGAGCCCGGCUUGUUCUCUGGGGCCCUGGGCCCUGGGGAGCCAUCCCGUCAGCGAGAGCCCGGCUUGUUCUCUGGGGCCCUGGGCCCUGGGGAGCCAUCCCGUCAGCGAGAGCCCGGCUUCUUCACUGGGCCCCAGGGCCCUGGGGAGCCGUCCCGUCAGCGAGAGCCCGGCUUGUUCUCUGGGCCCCGGGGAGCCAUCCCGUCAGCGAGAGCCCGGCUUGUUCUCUAGGCCCCGGGGCCCUGGGGAGCCGUCCCGUCAGCGAGAGCCCGGCUUGUUCUCUGGGCCCCAGGGCCGUGGCAAGCCAUCCCGUCAGCGAGAGCCCGGCUUGUUCUCUGGGCCCUGGGCCCUGGGGAGCCAUCCCGUCAGCGAGAGCCCGGCUUGUUCUCUGGGCCCUGGCGAGCCGUCCCAUCAGCGAGAGCCCGGCUUGUUCUCUGGGCCCCGGGGCCCUGGCGAGCCAUCCCGUCAGCGAGAGCCCGGCUUGUUCUCUGGGGCCCUGGGCCCUGGGGAGCCAUCCCGUCAGCGAGAGCCCGGCUUGUUCUCUGGGCCCUGGGGAGCCAUCCCGUCAGCGAGAGCCCGGCUUGUUCUCUGGGCCCUGGGGACAAUCACCUCUGCAGAUGGGCCGUGAGCUGGUGUCUCCCUGUGGCAGUGUGAGGCUCUGGCCGUGGUCCCCAGAGCCCGUUAGGGGGCAGUGGAGAGAGCACCCCAGUGGGGUCCCUGGCCACAGACGGCAUGCCAGGAGGGCAGGGACCCAGACUCGUUCUCAUGGGCAAGGUGGGAGCGGGCACAGGGCUGGGCCUGGCUGGAAUGCAGGACACUGGCACUUUGUUUGGCAGGGGGUAGGCGGAAGUCAGGGCGUUUGAUCUGAAUUCU